This is a messenger RNA of Chelonia mydas (Green sea turtle), 1882 nucleotides long. RefSeq names its product nuclear receptor interacting protein 3 (gene NRIP3). The record is from RefSeq and is a predicted model, not a curated record. Gene Ontology annotation, biological process: proteolysis. NCBI's taxonomy places the organism in Eukaryota, Metazoa, Chordata, Testudines, Cheloniidae. Gene Ontology annotation, molecular function: aspartic-type endopeptidase activity. The transcript is spliced from 7 exons. Bases 787 to 1533 code for a protein of 248 amino acids.
CACAUGGUGUCAAUCAGCAGUCACCUGUAAAGGGCUGUAGCAGAUUCCUCCCCUCACUCAGUACAGGAAGGGAGUGGUUAUGCCUCAGGGGGUGUCAUUGACUCACAGUGUCUCCUAGGGCUACUUCUGGGUAGUGCAGUUGGCACAUCACCCCUUGCACAGGGCAGUGCCUAAAGCCAUAAUGUGACCCUUAGUUAUCGAAGGCACCUGGCAAGCUUUUAAGAGCCACCCCUAUAUUGCUUAUUGCACACAUCUCUGCUUUAUUUUUGUUUGAAGACCCACAUCUGUUUUAUUAGAAAACAAACUGGUUCCACUUGCAAACUCUUGUAGCUCACGAAAGCUUACGCUCAAAUAAAUUUCUUAGUUUCUAAGGUGCCACAAGUACUCCUUUUCUUUUUGUCUCAUUUUGUGAAACGUUUCUUUCUUUUUUUUUUUUUUAAACAACCCACUCGGAGUCACCCAGCAGCGUGAAGUGUGAAAGACAGGUAGCCUAUGGCUAAUGUUCCUUUGUCAUUCCAGCUCUCCCUUGCAGAGGAGCCAAUGAGGAGUAAGCGUGCGGAUUAUUCCUCUAGACCGAGUCUGAACUAACCCAUGUUGUUUGUGCAGCAUAUUGCAAUGUGCCUAACCCCUCCUUUACUACAUUGCACUGGCUGGAGUACCUGCUGGUCUCAAACGUCAUGAGGCUUCAGUUAUAAGUGCAGACAAUAGAUCAUUUCAUUGCUCAUUUUUAUAUAGGAGUGUAACGUCUUCAGAGAGAAAGAGGGUGAAAGGCACACAGACUGAAAGAUGUUCUAUUCAGGUAUCCUCACCGAGCCUAGUCGGAAGGAAGUGGAGAUGAGGGAAGCUGCAUCUCUCCGACAACAGAGGAGAAUGAAGCAGGCAGUGCAGUUUAUUCACAAGGAUUCAGCUGAUCUGUUACCUCUGGAUGGACUGAAGAAACUGGGGACUUCCAAAGACACUCAACCACAUAACAUUCUGCAAAGACGCUUAAUGGAGACAAAUUUAUCAAAAUUACGAAACAACCGAGGGACAUGGACUCCAAAGAAUGACAUCUCAGCACAGACUAAUAAGCUGAAUCAAACCAAGCCAGACAACCCAAAGAAAAAGGAGGAAGAAGACUUAAUAUUAGUGUGCUGUCAGUGUGCUGGAAAGGACUUGAAAGCUGUGAUUGACACCAGUUGUCAGUAUAAUCUCAUAUCGUCUGCAUGUGUGGAUAGGCUGGGGUUAAAGGAGCAUAUCAAAACAUGCAAGACUGAAGGAGAGAAGAUUUCGUUACCGCGCAAUAUGAAAGUGAUUGGCCAGAUAGAACAUUUAGCUGUUACAGUGGGAACUAUCCGCGUGGACUGUUCUGCAGUUGUCACAGCAGAAGACAAUGAGAAAAACUUUUCCCUUGGGCUCCAGACUUUGAAAUCUCUGAAGUGUGUCAUAAAUAUGGAAAAGCAUCACCUUGUACUGGGGAAGACAGAGAGAGAAGAAAUUCCAUUUGUUGAUAAUAACAUCUCCACAAAUGGAGAGGACUCUUCUGAGGAAUAAAGAUUGAAACACCCACAAAUGAGAAACCCUGACAUCGAAGAAAAACUGCACAGCUGCUCCAGAUGAAAUAGCAACGUGUAUCGUGGAUAACACCUAUGCUAGGCUACAGCUGUAAAGCUAAAUUCAAUCAUAUUCCGUAGCCAGUAACUUAGCAAUGUUGUCUUGUUUUUGAGAUAGAAACAUAUGCUUAUUUUCUAGACUCGAAUAUAGUGCACCACUGAUUAUGAAUGGUUUGACAAACCUGAUGAGUUUACUCUAACGAUGAGAAUAGUACUUUUUAUAGCAAACACAAUUAUUUCAUAUGAGGCUAUCUGUGAUUAGAAGCUACCAGAAUUAGAUUUUUACUAAU